Molecule: messenger RNA, 1396 nt
Organism: Ylistrum balloti
Lineage: Eukaryota; Metazoa; Mollusca; Bivalvia; Pectinida; Pectinidae
Product: sodium- and chloride-dependent taurine transporter-like
Exons: 11
Biological process (GO): sodium ion transmembrane transport
Cellular component (GO): membrane
Source: RefSeq, a predicted model, not a curated record
AUGUUCGAUUUCAAAAGAGGCAACAAUAGCGUCAUGUCUUAGCAAACUGAAUGUGUCCCUGGACAUGUACAAUUCGUCUAGGCAUCAAUGUUUAGUGGGAAACUCCACAGACCUUCUACCAGUGGAUCCAACAGUCGAAUUCUGGGAACGGCAUGUUAUCCAGAUGUCUAAUGGGAUAGAGGAUAGUGGCGGAAUUGUGUGGCAAAUCGCUCUUAGUUUGUUUAUAGUGUGGGUAAUCAUCUACUUCUGUGUGUGGAGAGGUGUUAAGUGGAGCGGUAAGGUGGUAUACUUCACAGCAGUUUUCCCUUAUGUGGUCCUGCUGUGUUUGUUGGUGAGAGGACUUACGCUAGAUGGUGCAAUCGACGGGAUAACCUAUUUCCUUAUCCCUAAUUUUGAAAGACUUGCUGAUGUACAGGUGUGGAUAGAUGGAGGAACUCAGAUAUUCUUUUCUCUUGCCGUUGCCUUUGGCGGGUUGAUAACACUUGGAAGCUACAAAAAGUUUAAUGAUAACUUUUACAGAGACAGUAUCAUCAUCAUGUGCAUCAACAGUGGCACCAGUAUACUAGGUGGAUUCGCAGUGUUCUCAGUUCUCGGAUUUAUGGCGCGUGAACAGGGAGUUGACAUUUCAGAUAUAUCCACUUCAGGUACAGCAUUGGCUUUCCUCACCUACCCGAAGGCAGUUUCGUUGAUGCCAGGAUCCAGCUUUUGGGCAGUGCUGUUCUUUUUUAUGCUGUUUUUGGUUGGUAUGGAUAGCUUGUUUCUCGGAGUCGAAGUAGCCGUGACCAUGAUGGUGGACGCCCUUCCUGAGAGGUAUAGGAAGACCUGGAUUCGGAUGUUAUUGACGGCCAUAUACUGCCUGGCACUGUUCCUCGUUGGGUUGUCUAUGACGACAAGAGGAGGAAUUUACAUUUGGAUCCUGUUUGACAACUUCUCUGCUAGUGGCAUGGUAUUGCUGUGGGUCUGUUUCUGGGAAUGCAUUGCAAUUGGUUGGGUAUUCGGCGCCGAUAGAUUUGAUGACGUCCUGUACAUGAUGUUGGGUUUCAAGAUCAACCGAUUAUUGUUGAUUUGCUUGAAGUUCAUCACCCCCGUCCUGACUACGGGACUGUUCAUAUCGCAACUUGCGUCAUUACGACUAGGUAAUUUCGGAUCUUCCUAUUCCUAUCCGCCCCUCGCUCAAGCCUUCGGUCUUAUGUUGUCCUUGUCAUCAAUGGUAUGCGUUCCAGCUGUUAUGGUUUAUAAAUUACUGGGAACCUCUGGUACGCUUAUCGAGCGCCUGAAAACACUGACAACUCCAGUUAUAAUGGAAGGUCGGAUACCUGAUUCUUGGAAUUCAGAAUUGAGGAGAUUCACAAAAAGUUCAUUAAACAAGAAAGAAGAGGAACAUCUAAUGUUGUAA